Messenger RNA from Darwinula stevensoni, 650 nucleotides. The record is from the annotation of a GenBank genome assembly. NCBI's taxonomy places the organism in Eukaryota, Metazoa, Arthropoda, Ostracoda, Podocopida, Darwinulidae.
CAUGGAAUACCCCUCAGUCUGUGAAGUGGAGCCUCACCAUCCUCACUUGUUUCUUCUCGCCUUCGAAGCAGGACAGGUCUCUUGUCAUGAUGAUGGUGGAAGGGGAAGGAGACGGCUGGAAGGGCCAAAUGGUUUCAGAUGGAGAGGAAACACUGAAUAGCCCCGGCAGGAACAACUUCUCCACGUGCAUCUACAACCACAACUUGAAUGGGAAGGAUCUCAACAGGCAAAAGGGUGGGAAUACGCGGCGGGGAGAGGGAAAAGUCAGUUUCAACAAUGGUGGUCGUGGAGGCCGCGAGAAGCCUGCACAUCUGGUUGCAAGGAGAAAUGCGAGGGAAAGACGACGGGUUCAAGCCGUGAAUGGAGCCUUUACCCGCCUCCGGAACGUCCUCCCACUGGAAAACAGAGGGAAGCGGGUGUCGAAGGUGAAGACGUUGCAGCGAGCCAUUGACUACAUCGCGCAUUUGGCCUCACUCCUUGCGGAAUCCCCUCCGCAUUCAUCUCCUUAUGCCAGAUACCAUGAUCACAUUCAGGAGCAUCUCUCCUCCUUCCAGGAACAUCUUCAUCACCAUCAUCAUCGAAUGAGCCCCCCUUCUCACCAUCAUCACCAGCCUGGACUCACAUGUAGGGCUCAUCCGUAUCCCCAAUGA